AUAAAAGGAGCAGCACAGACUUUGAGAAAGACACUCCUUGCUGCAGAUUUGACCAGUCCUCCCUAACAGCCACCAUGACCUUCAACGGCAACUGGAAAGUUGAUCGCAGUGACAACUAUGAGAAAUUCAUGGAACAAAUGGGCAUUAACAUGGUGAAGAGGAAGCUGGCCGCUCAUGACAACCUCAAGAUAACCAUUGAACAAACUGGAGACAAAUUCAAUGUCAAGGAGAACAGCACUUUCCGCAACCUGGAAAUAGACUUCACCCUGGGGAUCCCCUUUGAGUACAGCCUUGCAGAUGGAACAGAGCUAGCCGGCUCAUGGACUAUGGAGGGAGCCAUGAUGAAGGGUGUUUUCAACAGAAAGGACAACGGAAAGCAGCUGACAACAACUAGAGUUGUGGAGGGAGAUGAACUCAUUCAGAGCUACAACUACGAAGGUGUGGACGCAAAGAGGAUUUUCAAGAAAUGUUAGAAAAAAAUGAGCAGUUGAAUAUGAGAUGUUUGACAUCUGGAUUACAAAAAGUAUUGUUUUGAAGCAUUUUUUUUCUUUUUCAAACGUAACCUGUAAAACAUGCACUACUUGUUAUGCCUACACAGUAUAUAAAAACGUUUUUGAGUUGCAACAGAUUUGUGCACUGGCACUAAUAAAGUUAUAACUGUG
Scomber scombrus (Atlantic mackerel) is the source of this 662-nucleotide messenger RNA. It is a transcript of the gene fabp2, whose product is annotated as fatty acid binding protein 2, intestinal. The record is from RefSeq and is a predicted model, not a curated record. Gene Ontology annotation, molecular function: fatty acid binding. The transcript has 4 exons. Gene Ontology annotation, cellular component: cytosol; nucleus. Gene Ontology annotation, biological process: fatty acid transport. The coding region runs from base 75 to 473 and encodes 132 amino acids. Lineage: Eukaryota; Metazoa; Chordata; Actinopteri; Scombriformes; Scombridae.